AGUUCGUCUAUGACAUCUACGAUGGUUGUCAUGUCAUUUGAGUUUUGUAGAAAAUAAUAUUGUAAAGAAGUUACUAUUAUUAUAAUGUGCAUAUAAUGAAGUUUUUCCUUGAAUCAUGUACAUGAUAAAUAGAUUUCCAAUAGAUAUAAGUUAAAAUAUGUUAGCUUUAGUUUAUAUUGUAUAGCUAUGUUUUAUGAUAAACGAAAAGCGUAAAUCAGACGAUGGCGUCCGAUAGUGAAAUUUCGUGUUCGAAUGAUCCUAAUUUCGCUGUUAUUUAUUCCUUUUUGAAAGUUUUCGGCAAAUUAUAUGGUUUAGAUGUGCCGACUAUAGCAAAACUUCAAGAAUUUAUAGAGAACACUCAAGAGGUAUUGGAUCCGCUAAAGGAAAUACACUUGAGAUUACUUCGGCGUGCUUUGAAAUCUGUACAGAGCAAUAAAUGGGAGAGAAGCUUGAUAAAAUUUUGCCAUCAACAUGGGCAUCAUCAAGAGGCUUGGGAAAUGGAAAGGUUUUCUUAUAAGAAAGCUAGUCCCCAAGUAAAACUGAAAGUUCUGAAGCUUCUUUUAGAAUAUCAGUUUACUUGUCAUCCAAAAUUCAAGUCUGCAGUAAAUGCUUUAUCCUGUAAAGAUCUUCGGUUAGAUCCCAUUGGGAGGGACAAAAAUGGUUGUGUAUACUGGUACCAAGUGGAUGAUGAUGCCAAUCUGUGCUUAUAUAAGGAGGACCAAGAUGAAGAAACCUGGCAAGUGGUGGCAAGAAAUCGUGAAGAGCUGGUAAAAGUUAUAGCACAAUUGAAAAAUGGUGAAGAAGUUUGUCCAUUGGUAUCCUCAACCACAAAUGAAGACUCUAGCAGUGCUGAGAUACCACCACAAAAAGAGGCCAAACCUGAGGAAGAUGAAGAAAAUGAGGAAGAGUUUCUUAGUCCAGAGUCUGAAUCAGAACAUGAAGUUGAGUCACAGGAGAAGAGUAAAAAUACAGAUAAAGUAGAACAAACAGACACAACAGAUCCUGAAGAAAUUGUAGAAGCCAGAAAAGAGGAAACUAAAGAGGGAAGCCUGGAACAAAAAGAGUUGAAAGAAGAAAUAAGUAUCAAUAUUAAUAAUAGUAACCCUGAAAAAAGUCCACUUCCAGAAAAUCCAGAAAACAAUCUAGACAAAGAGAAUUUAAAUAAUGAUGAUUCUGUGGAAGAUAACAAGAAAGAAGAAAAUGAAACUGUGAGUGAAACAAUCGAGGAACCAGUUAUGAUUGUGACAGGAGAAGGUAACGGAGCUGAUUGUGAAAGUUUUUUCAACAUAGACACAAAAAUCAGGGAAAAUACAACAUAUUUUUAUGAAAAUAACAUAAGGAAUUUAGAAUCGUUUGAAAAAGAAAUUAGUUUAAGUGAAUCUGUUAGUGAAGCAAUAGAAGAACCACUUAUGUUUAUAACUGGAGAAAGUAAUGGAGAAGAUUGUGAUAGUCCUUACAUAAUAGGUGAAGAAAUCACAGAGGAAAUAAUGUAUUUUUUUGGAGAAGGAAGUGGGUAUGACAAUGAUACUGGAAAUCCAGAAGUAAUAGAGCAUGAACAUAGUGCUGCAGAAGAAAACACAGAUGCUGAAAAUGGAAACGAAGAAUGUAUUAAUGGUGAACAUGAUGUUCCCAACAAUUCAAAUGUAACAAAUAAUUCGAAAGUCGUAAAAAGUGUCAAAUUGAAAAGUGGCGUUACUUCGGUAAAUAAAAGAACAUUGAAGAAACAGAACAAUGAUAAUACAGAAGUCUUAAAAUCUGAACCCAAAAAACCCUGUGUGCGCAGUGUAGACUCUACAGAAAGUACUAAUUCUACAAAGUCUGCAGAGAGUGCCACUGAUAGUAGAGAAGGUAGUGUCAAUGAUAAAAGCACUACUGACAAUGAUACUCCAAGAAAAAAUAAUGUGAAGAAAGGCAAAGUAAAAAAGAAAAGAGAAUUAGGUAAUAAAUUAAAAUUCAAUGAAGGGAAAGAAGUUUUAAAUUCUGUAACAGAAAGUGAUAAUUGUCAUGACAGUAAAGCUAGUAUUAUAGAGAAAAGGAAAAGUAGCGUUUCUUCAGUGGAAGAGCAUGAUCAUAUUGAAAACGAAAAUGAGAAAAGUCCUGAAAAAGAAGUUAAAGUUGAAGAUCCUUUGCCGCCCAAAAAACUACGACUUGAUACUCCGGAAAGCGAUGUUCCUGGUUCCAUUUGUAAUGAAACUAUUGACAGCAAAAAUACAAUUGUGAAUGACAAAAAAAAUGACAGCAAACUAAAAUCCAAGGCUGAAGAUGUGGAAAACUCAGUAUCUCAACGUAAAAAGAUUAAAGCAAAUAAAGGAAAGUUUAAAAGAAAAAGAAUACUCAAAAUUAAAGCGGAUAAUGACGCGGAAAAGGAGGAUAGUGAUAAUAAUGUUAGUAUUAAAGAGAAGAAAGCAAAUAAGUCGCUCAAGCGGACCUUACUGGAUGCUACUAUGAGUGACAAAAAUAAAUCUGAAUCUCAGAGCGAGAGUGAAGAGGACGAGCCUGUAACAAGUGGGAAACGUCUCAAGAUUAAGCCCAAAAAAAUUAUCACAUCAUCUAGAAAAAAAGUAGAAGCUAAACUACGAGAAAAUCAUUCAAGUGACGAAUCAGAGGAGGAAACACUUUAUAGCAUAGCAGGCAAAAAGUCCCCGAAAAAGGUAUUGAAACGGAAGCCAAAGGGGAAGGAGAAGGAGAAGAAGAAAGACGUGAAAGGUGAGAGUGGGGCGAAGUCGUCGGAGUCCGACGCGGCGCCUGUGCGGCAGUCGCGGCGCAUCGCGCAGAUGAAGAUCAAGGAGGAGGCCGACCGGCGGCAUCUCGAGGAGGUCGCACUCCGGGAAAUGAAGAUGAUACACAAGAAAAAGAAUAAGGAUGACGAUGAAGAAGAAUGGCAGGCGAGUGGCAGCAGUUCGGAAGGAGAGAAAGAGAAAGCGCGGCGGAAGGGGAAGGACAAGUGGCGCGGGGGGGACUCCACCGGGCCAGACCAGGACUCCGAGUCCGAUGAGCCGCUAUUCGACCUUCAUGAUGAACCCGACCCUAUUGACAACACAAAAUCCGACCACGAGUUCUCUCCUGAAUCGGAUUUAGAAAAUGGGGAACCAGUUGAGCCGUUAAAGAGAGUGCGAACUUUACAAGAAGGUAAAGAAGACGGCGUAUGCGCGCGCUGUGGAAGUGGCGAGCAACCGGAGUGGAUUCUACUGUGUGAUCAAUGUGACGCGGGGUAUCAUGCUAGCUGUCUCAAACCUAUGCUUUUCUUGGUGCCCGAAGGCGACUGGUAUUGUCCGCCAUGCAACCAUGACAUGCUAAUAGUGUCUUUAGAAAAGGAACUAACGAAAUUCGACGAAUUGUUAGUACAAGUUGAGGCGGAAAGAGAAAGAAAGAAAUUAGAGGAGCCGGAAAAACAGAGCGCGAGCGACGACGAAAAAAAAGAGAACGAAGAUACAGAGGAUAAGUCACAUUCCGACGGCGAGAGCAGCAGCGGCUGGUCGUCGUCGUCGGGCGCGGUGUACCGGCUGCGCGCGCGGCGCCAGCUGCCCGUGUCCUACAGGAGCCAGGAGUACGACCGCCUCAUAUCCUCCGCUAUCAAGGAGGAAUACGUGGAGCCGACGACGAGCGCGGGCAAUCAGGGCCGCGGGAAAGACAUCUCCACCAUCAUUGAAGCGGCCGAGGAGGAGAAGAUGAAGGCAGAAAGAGAGGCUCUAGAACAGGGUAAGCCGUUGGAAGUGAAGAAGGCCCGCAAGAAGAGCCGCCGCAAGCCGCGCAAGCUGAACUCGCUGGACGUGCCCUCCGAGGACGACGACACCGACGAGGACUUCAAGGAGACCGGCGUGGAGUCGUCGUCGGAAGACAUAUCGUCGUCCGCGGAGCGCGGCAGCUCCAGCGACUCGCGCUCCUCCGACGACCUGCCCAUCCGCCGCACCGCCAGGACCGACAAGAAAGAUCGUCCCAAGCUCGCCGAGUCGUCACCAGAGGUGAAGAAGAAAAAGAAAGGAGUUUUCACGGACAGUUCCAGCGAGUCUGCUGACGGCAAAGAGUGGUCGAAAAAAGAAGAGAAGAAAUCCAAAUCGAAAUCGCGCCCGAAAAGGGACAAAUCGUCGAAGAAGUCGAGGAAACGAAGCGGACUGACUCAGUACGAUGCGGCGGGGAAUGUGGUCCGCGCGCGGGUCACGUACGGGGGCCUCAGCGACGAGGGGCCCAACGAUUGGUCGCCCAAACACCGCACCCGCCAGAAGAAGAUCAACUACACUGAGAUGCCCAACACUGAAUCCGAAGACGAAAUGCACAAAUCGAGCGGCAAACACAUGCCGGAUAGUUCGGACGAGUUCAAAGUGGACGACUCUGACCUCACCUCAGACUCGGACGCCGAGCGCAAGCGGAACAAGUCCGACACUGAGGAGAAACAGAGGGCGCUCAACGAUCUCAUAUGUAAAACUGCGGUGGUGCCGCUCGAGAAACUGCCCGAAGAUAUCACCAAGGCCAAGACUGAGCAGUUGGAGGAACAUCUCAAAGCGCAACAAGAGUGCGCGCGGGGCGGACGGGGCGGGCGGGGCGGACGCGGCACGCGGGGCACGCGCGGGCGCGCGCGGGGAGGACGCGGCCGCGCGCACAACACUGACGACGCGCUCGCUAAACUCGUCGGCGUUAAAAUCAAAGAUCUGAAGACUGAUGGUUCACCAAUGAAACCCAAUGAUAUCGAACGAGCAAAGAAACGUCAGGAGCGUGAAGCGAAGCAAGCGGAGAAGGAGGCGCGGAGAGUGGAGCGACUGCAGAAGAAGGAGGAGAAGGAGAAACUCAAAGAGCAGAAGGCUAAAGAGAGGGAGGAGAAGAAACUGGCGAGGAUUGCGUUGCAGGAGAGCAAGCGGAUGAAGAAGGAGAAGGUGGAGUUCCCGGCGGCGGGCGGAUUCGCGUCGGCGCCGCGUCCGCCCUUGCCGCACGACUUCCAGGAACAACGGUUCCCCGCGCAACCACGUCUGCAGGUGCGUGCGGAGCUCCGCGGCGUGGCGGGCCCCGAGGAGCGCUUGCAUGCGGUCUCUGCCCUGCGAGAAGGUACUUUGUCAGUAGCCGGCUCGCCACAACCUUUCAAACCUGUGUCGGAGGAACCCAGUAUUAUCACGAGAAUGCCGCACAUGAUCAAUCAACAAUACAGAGGACCAAUGAUGUACCCGGGCGGGAACUCCCCGUACGGCCCCCGCGCACAGAACAUGAUGUACCCUAUGCACCACCCGGGCAUGAACCCCGCGCGGCACCAGUACCCGGGCGGCUACUACCCGCCGCAGAUGCGCGCGCUGCCGCCCGGCUACCCGCCCGCGCCCGGCGUCGCCGCCCCGCACCCGCCCUCGCCCCACGCACACCCGCUCCACGCACCAUUGAGGCAGCCUAUGAUGGGCCCGCCCGCCCACCACGCGCUCCCCGCCCUGCACCGCCCGCCGGGUCCCAGCUCACACCCACACGCGGGCCCCGCCCCGCACGCAAGCCCCGGUGCCCAUGCAGGUCCCGGCCCCCACGUAGGCCCCGGACCUCAUGCAGGCCCCGGGCACCAUGCAGUCCCCGGACCCCACGCAGGCCCCGGGCCUCACGGAGGCCUCGGGCCUCACGCAGGUCCCGGCCCCCACGCAAGCCCCGGGCCUCACGGAAGCCUCGGGCCUCACGCAGGUCCCGGCCCCCACCUUGGCCCCGGACCCCACAUAGGCCCCGGGCCCCACGCAGGACCCGGCCCCCACACAGGCCCCGGUCCCCACGUAGGCCCCGCCCCGCACGCGCCCAACUCGCCCUCGCCGCUGGCCGCCGGCCCCUCCCCGUUGCGGCCCACGGCCACGCCGCCCGCCACCUCGUCCGCGCCGUCCACCCCGAGCUCGACGCCGGGCCCGGCGCCGGAGCCCGCGAUCAAGAUCAAGGCGGAGGUGAAGACGGAGCCCGAGUACCGCACGCCGCCCGCCUCGCCGCGGCCGCCUUCGCCGCGCGACGAGCCGCCGCGCCACCCGAAGAUCAAGCACACGGAGAACAAGGACCGCCGGCCGCGGUUCCCGCUCGGGCCGUACGCGCCGCAGUACGGGCCUUACGGGCCCUACGCGCCGCCGGACGGCCACGCGAUGCCGGCCCGGCCCGGCCAGCACCCGCUGCAGCGCAUGCAGCAGCUGCAGCGCCUGCUGCCCGACGAGCGCGCGCGCCCUCCGCAUCCCCCGCACCCCCCGCGCCCCGACCUCACCUUCCUGAGCGCGCACCUGCGCUCGCAGCGUCCGCCCUACUUCCCGCCGCCUAGCUCCAGCCCGCAGUACUCCUCGCCGUACGCGGACCCGACGCGGACCGCGCUCGGCAAGCAGCUGGCGGCGCCGAUGAUGCCUCAGCAGCGGGAACGGCUGGAGCGCCUGUCCUCGCCGCCAAGCAGAGGCGCCCCCACCCCGCCGGGCGCGGCCGCGGCGCCCCCGCCGACGUCACCGGCAGAUCCUCCGCGAGAGGAUCGCCGGCCGCCGUCCGUGCCGCGUGAUGGAGUCGCCCCGCCCUAUUUGAAACCUAACGACGGCGCCACCCCGCCUUAUAUGAAACCGAGCGACAUGGCCGUCCCACCCUAUUUGAAACAGAGUGAUGGCGCGGGCCAGCCCUAUUUAAAACCGACUGAUACUGCGGUCCCGCCCUAUUUGAAGCCGAGUGACGCCGCGGCCCCGCCGUACUUGAAAGCGAGUGAUGCCUCUGCCCCGCCCUACUUGAAACCAAGUGAUGCCGGGGCCCCGCCCUACUUGAAACCAAGUGAUGCCGGGGCCCCACCUUACUUGAAACCGAGUGAUGCUGCGGCCCCGCCCUACUUGAGACCAAGUGAUACCUCGGCCCAGCCUUAUUUAAAACCAAGUGAUACCGCAGCACCGCCCUAUUUGAAAACAAACAAUGCUGCGGCCCCGCCUUACUUGAAACCAAGUGAUACCGCAGAACCGCCCUAUUUGAAGGAGAGCGAAGCCGCUGCCUCAUCUUACCCUCCGCCUCCUGUGGCCGCAACCCCGAGCUACCCUCCGCCUCACGAGGAGCUCCCCCCGCCGUACCUCAAGCCCCCCCCGGCGGUAGACAAGGCCCCCGUCAUCAAGACGGAGGAGCGAGAGGAGGGCAGUGUGUUCGGAGGUCUCGUCAGUUACUUCUCGAGCCAGAGUCAAGACGACAUAGACGCCUAGUGUUGUGUACGCUUAGCGACAUGUAAAUAUCGUAAUAGAUAAUUUUAUUUAUGCGACGACCGUGCGGACUUGUAUGUAUGAUAUUAUAUUAUAAAACUUAGAAAUCUAGAAAGAUGAGUACGAGUCUUUUUGGUCUCGAAUAAGCGAUGUAUUAUUAAUAUUUUGGUUUUGUUUAAGUGAGAUUUAUUUAUAUACGACAGAUAAGUACUUACAGUAUACUCUGAUACGAAUUUUAUUGAAGAUCGAAAUUAUUUCUUUUGCAAUAUAAAUGUUUUGUCCUA
Plodia interpunctella (Indianmeal moth) is the source of this 7429-nucleotide messenger RNA. Its product is annotated as remodeling and spacing factor 1. NCBI's taxonomy places the organism in Eukaryota, Metazoa, Arthropoda, Insecta, Lepidoptera, Pyralidae. Gene Ontology annotation, molecular function: histone binding. The record is from RefSeq and is a predicted model, not a curated record. The transcript has 25 exons. Bases 222 to 7148 code for a protein of 2308 amino acids. Gene Ontology annotation, cellular component: chromatin; RSF complex. Gene Ontology annotation, biological process: negative regulation of DNA-templated transcription.